Molecule: messenger RNA, 477 nt
Organism: Alnus glutinosa
Lineage: Eukaryota; Viridiplantae; Streptophyta; Magnoliopsida; Fagales; Betulaceae
Product: transmembrane emp24 domain-containing protein p24beta2-like
Exons: 4
Coding region: 1-477 (158 amino acids)
Biological process (GO): intracellular protein transport; endoplasmic reticulum to Golgi vesicle-mediated transport; Golgi organization
Cellular component (GO): endoplasmic reticulum-Golgi intermediate compartment; COPII-coated ER to Golgi transport vesicle; endoplasmic reticulum
Source: RefSeq, a predicted model, not a curated record
AUGGUGAUGAUCAGUGAGUUCGAUUGGGUUCAAGGGUUCUCUGUUUUCGUAAAGGGUCCGAGUGGCGAGCGGAUUGGUGAUUUUCGUUAUUGGACAGGCGAGAAAUUUCAUUUUGUGGCUCCAAAUAAAGGGUUUCAUCGUUUUUGUUUCACUAACAGGUCUCCCUACCAUGAAACCAUUGGCUUUGAUGUACAUGUUGGUCACUUCACACUCCCUGAUGAGCAUGCAAAAGAUGCUCAUUUGACCCCCUUGCUGGAACAUAUAGCAAAGUUGGAUGAAGCCAUUAACAACAUAUAUUUUGAACAGCAUUGGUUACAGGCUCAGACCGACCGCCGGGCAAUAGUUAAUGAUGAAAUGAUCCAGAGAGCAGUCCAUAAGGCAAUGCUUGAAUCAGCAGCACUCGUUGGAGCUAGCGUCCUCCAAGUAUACCUUUUGAAACGCUUGUUUAAUAGGAAACUUGGGACAUCUAUGGGUUAA